Durusdinium trenchii is the source of this 2322-nucleotide messenger RNA. The record is from the annotation of a GenBank genome assembly. NCBI's taxonomy places the organism in Eukaryota, Dinophyceae, Suessiales, Symbiodiniaceae.
GUGGUUCACCUUUACAGCUUCACCUGGAUCUUCCAUCACCGGGCAACUCGCGGAUGCAUGUGCCCUGGGUGCCACCAUGCCCAGGAUUCGCUGCGCACAGGGCGAGGAACCUUACCCAGGGAGCCGGGGCAAGCGGCCGGCCGCUUGGACCAGUGCGGAGAGCACAAGGUCGGACGACUUCUGCGGCACCUGUGGUGGUCCUGGGUGGUGGCGCUGCCGGUCUGCUGGCCGCGAUGACGGCAGGCCGAAGGGGCCGGCCCGUGAUUUUGUUGGAGAAGAAUGCGGUGCUGGGGAAGAAGAUCAGGAUCAGUGGUGGGGGACGCUGCAAUUUCACCAACAUCUCGGAGAACCUCCAGAAGGCCUACCACUCUUCACUUCCAGAGGGUGAGCUGGUCGAGGAAGUUCAGUCUGAUGGCAGCUUCUUUCAAAAGGCCUUCAAACGAUAUCCACCAGAAAAGUUCAUUGCCUUGGUGGAGUCUCAUGGCAUCAAGUACCAUGAGAAGAAGCUGGGGCAACUGUUCUGCAACAAAUCAGCGCGCCAGAUUGUGGACAUGCUCCAACAGGAGUGUUUGGCUGCUUCAGUGGACGUCUACACUGAGGCGGAAUGCUUGAGCGUCAGCGCCGCUAGCGCCGCUCGGCGCGUGACGGCUUCAGGCAGCGAGGCCGGCCGCUUUCGGGUAGUGUAUUCGAAGGAGGAGGAGACCAAAGAGCUGCACGCAGAGGCGGUGGUGGUCGCGUGCGGCGGCUUGAGUUAUGCCAAGACUUGUGGAGCGACGGAUCUCGCACAGCGCCUUGCACGGUCCUUUGAUCUCAAGGUGAGUGGAGUCCGACCUGGGCUCGUGCCCUUGCGCCUGGACCCCAACGCCUGGACCAGGAGCCUCACCGGCGUGUCUCUCCAGGUUGCUGCGUCCAUUGGGAACAUGAGCUUUGAGGAGCAGAUCCUAUUUACACACCAAGGCAUCAGCGGCCCUGCAGUGCUGCAGGCAUCCUCCUAUUGGUAUGAUCAUGAUCAUCCAAAAGCUUUGCGUUUGGACCUAUUGCCUUACAUGAACGAGGAAGACGUGCUGCACUGGCUCCAGCGACGGGCUGAAAGCUGCCGAAAUCGCCAAAGUCAACGUCGGAUGCCUGCGAGCGAGGAACUGGCUCGCAAGCUUCCCCGGCGCUUUGCCGAUGGCUUCUGGAUCCACGAGGUCUCCCAACGGCUCCAUGUCUCUCCAAGCGCUGGCCUGGAGGUUGAACAUUGAACAUCACCCUGGUCCAGCGGAUCGGAUAGCGAUUGGUCUCAGCUGGCCAUGCCCCGUAAUUGGCCAGCCACCAUGGUGACCGUCCUUCCAUUUCUGCUGAUAGUGGCAGUUGCAGCAGAGUUUAGCAUAAACUAUCCUAGCCUUGAGGCAGAGGUGACUUUGAAGGCCGGUGGCUACUGGCACUUGGGUGGCUUCUGCUUUGGACAGGAUGACAGCAAUGUGGCUAGGUUGAAGGUGCAAGUAGACUGGAAAGGCUCUAGGCCGCUUGAAGAUGCGAGUGUCUACUUGGUCGGCUUUGAUGGAAGGGAGGAUCGCUGGGGUGUAGCCAGUGAGACAUGGAACCGGACCACCUGCGAGGACAAGUGGCAGAUGGCAGUUGCUUGGGACUCUUCCACGAAGCUCGGGACUCGAGGCCAAGCCUUUGUGGUCAAGGUGCUGCAGAAGACGGGUGUGCGUGACUGGCACUUCGUUUUGCUGUCCUGUGGCUCCGUGGAGGCUGUGGAGCUCCAACUCAAGAUCCAAGCGGAGAGGGGUGCCCUUUCCUACUUCGAGGCCAACACGCAUUUUGAUCACAGUAGCUGUCCGGUGUUGCCAACCAGCUGGUGGCAACAGGCAAGUUCUGCAUUGGGAUUCUGGGUAAUGCUGCUCAUCGUUGUGGUUUGUAGCUUCUGCAUGGCCUUCUUCAUUGGGUGUAGUGUACGUCUUUGCGGGCUGCAGGAGUACACAACCACGGUAGAUGCAGACGUCGUUGGCAAACCAUGUGAAAUUCUACACGAUGAGAAUAUUGCAGAGGGACAUCCGCAUCAUUUAACGAAGGAGCUGUAGCACUUCUUUUUUCAGAGAGUUGUACAGUUUCUGAACGUGUAAGCUCAGCUUUGUUGCUCGAAUUCAGUGCUUGAAGUCCAGGCAGAAGGUUGCAUGGAUUUGCAAAUUUUGCCUUGCCAGCGAGUGCAAGAAGGACGAAGAGAAUACAACAGAUGCUUUUUGGGAUGAUUGUUUUCAGCUCCCUACACAGCCCCCAAAUGUGUUCCGCCUUCCUUUCUCGGUCCAAACUUCCUUUUGCUUGCAAACAGAGCCU